AUGAUGCUGAUGAAUUCAAAUCUGAUUACGGCGGACGACGACGAAUUCGACCCCAACUACUCAUACGACGACGACGACAACUCCACAGAGUUACCGAACAACCUCCUGGCCGCAAUCAUCGACGUCCCGGCGUGCACGGGCUGGCUUCAAGACUCGGCCAUGAGCCUCGUUCCCAUCGUGUACGCGGCCGUGGCGCUCGCCGGGAUCGCGGGCCACCUCCCGCUGCUGCUGGUGCUCGCACGAGGACCACGCACCAGCACGCGUCUGCACCUGCUGCACCUCGCCGCUUGCGAUGUCCUCUUCCUCGCCAUGCUGCCCGUGCAGGCGGCGAUGCGCGGCGCGGAGCGGUGGAGCCACGGGGAGGUUUGCUGCAGUCUCCUGGGCGGCCUCUUCAGCACCAACCUGUGCGGCGCCUCCCUCAUGCUCCCCCUCCCUCUACCCCCCCCGCCCCUCCCCCCGGUGCAGUCUCCUGGGCGGCCUCUUCAGCACCAACCUGUGCGGCGCCUCCUCAUGCUCGCCGCGCUCGGGGUCGACCGCUACCUGGCCGUGGUGCGCGCGCGCGGCUGGGCGCGCGCGCCGCGAGCCGCCGCGCGGCGCGUGCACGCCACGUGCGCGUGCGCGUGGCUCGCCGCGCUGCUGAUGAGCGCGCCCAGCUUCGCCAACUACCGCGUGCUCGCGGCCGAGUGCGUGUACGGCAACGGGAGUGGCAAGGCGACUGUGCGGCUGUUGCAGGUGCUGGGCUCGUGCGUGCUCCCGGGAGCCAUCAUGAGCUUCUGCUACGGCAGCAUCGCGUGGCGGCUGCUGCGGCUGAGAGACGCGAGGCGUCAACGCGCCCUGCGCAUCGUCUACGCCGCGGUGGUCGCCUUCGUGAGCUGCACGCUGCCCUACAACGCAGUGGCCCUGGUGGACGUCUACGCCUGGUCCUCCAUCCCGCCCGGCAACUGCCAAGAGCAGACGCUCAGAUUCACGGCCAAUCUGGUCACGGAGGUGCUCGCGUACAGCCACUGCGCCAUCCACCCCGUGCUGCACGCGUGCCUGAGCCGCGCCUUCCGCCAGCAGCUGCUGGCCAUGCUGCUGCGGCCACCGGCGACGUGGGGACGACGGCCACGGGGCCACAGGGCCACGGCCGCCGGGCCCGCGUCCGAGGGGGGGUCGUCGGGCAAGACGGAGCUGUCCCUGUCUGCUCGGGACACCGUGCUGGUGCACACUGUGAUCUGAGUGUGUGUGUGUCUCUCUCACUGCUGUGAUCUGGGUUUGUGUGUGUGUGUGUCUCUCUCUCGCUGCUGUGAUCUGAGUGUGUGUGUGUGUCUCUCUCUCGCUGCUGUGAUCUGAGUGUGUGUGUGUGUCUCUCUCGCUGCUGUGAUCUGGGUGUCAAUGUCACAGUGAUCUGAGUGUGUGUGUCUCUCUCUCGCUGCUGUGAUCUGGGUGUCAAUGUCACAGUGAUCUGAGUGUGUGUGUGUCUCUCUCUCGCUGCUGUGAUCUGGGUGUGUGUGUGUGUCUCUCUCACUGCUGUGAUCUGGGUGUCAAUGUCACAGUGAUCUGUGUGUGUGUGUCUCUCUCUCGCUGCUGUGA
Lethenteron reissneri (Far Eastern brook lamprey) is the source of this 1572-nucleotide messenger RNA. RefSeq names its product C-X-C chemokine receptor type 3-like. Gene Ontology annotation, biological process: immune response; calcium-mediated signaling; cell chemotaxis. Gene Ontology annotation, molecular function: C-C chemokine binding; C-C chemokine receptor activity. Gene Ontology annotation, cellular component: external side of plasma membrane; membrane. Lineage: Eukaryota; Metazoa; Chordata; Hyperoartia; Petromyzontiformes; Petromyzontidae. The record is from RefSeq and is a predicted model, not a curated record.